Messenger RNA from Dendroctonus ponderosae (mountain pine beetle), 2330 nucleotides. RefSeq names its product glutamate--cysteine ligase. The transcript is spliced from 8 exons. Gene Ontology annotation, biological process: glutathione biosynthetic process. The coding region runs from base 245 to 2155 and encodes 636 amino acids. The record is from RefSeq and is a predicted model, not a curated record. Gene Ontology annotation, cellular component: glutamate-cysteine ligase complex. Lineage: Eukaryota; Metazoa; Arthropoda; Insecta; Coleoptera; Curculionidae. Gene Ontology annotation, molecular function: glutamate-cysteine ligase activity.
GGCUAGCACUAGACGCGAUUUUUGAAUGCCGGUUAAUUUAGCGAAAACCUCGUAUAAACAAGUACAGGGUGCGCAUUAAUGUUUGUGUUUGUUCUCGGUUGGUGCUUGUUACUACUUACAACAUUAAUUAUGCAAUGUCAUAAUUCAUUGCGCAAUUUAUGUUUGUAUAGAUAAAUAAAUCGUACUGGUAUAAGUAGUAUUCACUGAAGAGCACUUGUAUUGGUUAGUUCAACUGUUGUGCAAAAUGGGGUUACUGACAGAAGGAACUCCGCUCAGUUGGGAGGAGACGAAAAAAUUGGCGCCCCACGUUCGCGAACACGGUGUGAAUCAGUUUAUCAGCAUUUACAAGAAGUUGAAGGAGAGAAAAGGGGACGUUCUCAAAUGGGGCGACGAAAUCGAAUACAUUAUUGUCAAGUUCAAUGAUGGGAAAAAGGAGGCCAAAGUCAGUUUACGUGCUGAAGAGAUUUUGGCCGUGCUUAACGAGAAGGAGCAACAGAAUCCCGACACUGUGAAGUUUCUAUGGAGGCCUGAGUUUGCUGCUUACAUGAUUGAGGGCACUCCAGGCAAACCGUAUGGCGGAACGCUGGCCCACUUUAAUAUAGUGGAAACUAACAUGAGGAUGAGGAGGCAGGAGGCAAUGGAACUGCUCAAGGAAGGAGAAUCUGUAAUGUCUCUAACCAGUUUCCCCAGAUUGGGAUGCUCUGACUUUACAGAACCCCCCACUAAACCCACUCCGAAUGAAGGCGGAACAAAAUCCCUAUUUUUCCCAGACGAAGCAGUAUUUCCUGGACACCCUCGAUUUAUGAACUUGGUUCGCAAUAUUCGAAAAAGACGCGGCGAACAUGUGGCAAUUAAUUUACCAAUUUUUAGGGAUGUAAAAACGAAAAUACCAGUAGACGAGUCGCAUUUAAUAAGGAAAGCUGCUAAACCGGAUUGCGUUUAUUUGGAUGCAAUGGGAUUUGGGAUGGGCUGUUGCUGUUUGCAGCUGACUUUCCAAGCUUGCCACAUCGAUGAAGCGAGGAUUUUGUAUGACCAGCUUACACCAUUGUGCCCGAUAAUGUUGGCUUUUAGUGCCGCCUCACCCAUACAUCGAGGAUUUUUGACCGAUGUGGAUUGUCGAUGGAACGUAAUUUCGGGAUCAGUUGAUUGCCGCACUGAAGAGGAACGAGGGCUAAAGCCCUUGAAAGAGAACAAGUUCGUUAUAAAGAAAUCGCGGUAUGAUUCAAUCGAUUCCUAUCUAUCACCGCAAGGUGAAAAGUACAAUGACAUUCCCAUUUUGUACAAUGAUGAAGACUAUAAAAAAUUGCGAGAUAAUGGCAUUGAUCAUUUGCUUGCUCAACAUAUCGCCCACCUUUUUAUACGAGACACUGUCUCAUUGUUCUCGGAGAAAAUCAAUCAAAACGACGAGGAAGAUACUGAUCAUUUUGAGAAUAUUCAGUCAACUAAUUGGCAAACCAUGCGAUUUAAACCGCCACCACCCCACUCGACAAUUGGUUGGAGAGUCGAAUUUAGGCCCUGUGAAGUGCAGGUUACCGAUUUUGAAAACGCCGCAAUUGUUUGCUUUGUGGUUCUCCUAACCAGGGUUAUUCUAUCAUAUCAAUUGAACUUUUUAAUUCCCAUAAGUCAAGUGGACGAGAAUAUGCAAAACGCUCAAAAACGAAAUGCAUGCAAAGAGCAACGAUUCUGGUUUAGGAAAGAUAUAACUACCGAUAUUAGUCCGCCAGAAGCAAAUAGAUGUUGUGCGGGCACGAGUUGUGAUCCAAAAGCUUGUGAUAUGGUGGGGCUAAUGACUGUGAAUGAAAUUAUCAAUGGCAAUGCUGGCGAUUUUCCCGGGUUAAUUCCCUUGAUCAACAGCUACUUAAAUGGCAUGGAUGUGGAUGCAGAUACGCAUUGCACCAUUCAGCAAUACCUGAAGUUUAUUCAAAGACGAGCCUCAGGAGAAAUAUUUACUACAGCAUCGUUUAUCAGGAAGUUCGUCACUGAACACCCCGCCUACAAGCAUGAUUCUGUAGUGUCGGAACUCAUUAACUACGACCUCCUGAAAACCUUGCAAGACAUCGAGGAAGGCAAAAAGUCUUGCCCAGAAUUGCUGGGCUACAGUGCCACAUCAAAAACUCGAGAAAGUAUUCCCAAUGCCUUAAAAAAUGAUUAUUGAGUACACGCUUUUGAUAAGGAAAAGCAAUUAAUAUUAAGUCACAUUAGUGCAAUGCAUUUAAAAUAUGUUUAGUAUUAAUUUGAAGGAAAACGAAGAUUUUUUAUUGUUUAUGCAUUUACUGGGUCACAUAAUAUAUUUGCAUUACUAUGUUCACAUAUGGAGCAUUGAUAUUUAG